Molecule: messenger RNA, 6229 nt
Organism: Stegostoma tigrinum
Lineage: Eukaryota; Metazoa; Chordata; Chondrichthyes; Orectolobiformes; Stegostomatidae
Gene: vash2
Product: vasohibin 2
Exons: 7
Coding region: 130-1266 (378 amino acids)
Biological process (GO): regulation of angiogenesis
Cellular component (GO): cytoplasm
Source: RefSeq, a predicted model, not a curated record
ACAAAAUGAAGCUGCUGUCAGCAGGCAGGAGAGAGUCGGACCGAGAACAUGGGGAUGGCUGUGGCAGCAAUUUCAGGGAAACUGGAAAUAAUCAAUUAGAAUAAUAUCGCUGCGAUGAAUCCGACGUAGAUGACCUCAGCAUUUAAAAGGGCAGUGAAAGGGAAUCCGGGGACAGGAUCCAACAGCAUGACAGGCGUCAGUGGUAAGAGCGUUGGUGUUAAAGUAGGCAAGCAAACCAGAUCAAAGGCUGCUAACACUACAGGUGCAAACCCGGUAACAGCCUCGGGUAAUAAUGCCAGCAAAUCUUCCGGAGAAGAAGACGAGAAAGAUGGUGGAGUGCUUUUCUAUGUGAAUAAAAGUGGUUUCCCGAUUGAUGAGCGCACUUGGCAAAGAAUGUGGACGCAUGUGGCUAAAAUACACCCGGGUGGGAAGGAGAUGGAGGAGAGUAUAAGACAAGCCGCAUUUAUACCCCGGCCUCCAGUUCCAUCACUGCCAAAAUACAAGCCAUCCAUGUCAAUUCCAGAUUGGUUGCGCACAAUACAAGGCUACAUGAAGCUGCUGCAAUACAAUCACACUGGAACCCAGUUCUUUGAGAUUAAGAAAAUCAGACCUUUGAGUUGGUUAAUGGACACAGCCAGAGAAAUGACUCGUGAAUCAUUGCCAAUUAAAUGCCUUGAAGCUGUGAUUCUUGGAAUAUACCUGACGAAUGGACUUGUAGCUGUAGAAAGGUUUCCCAUCAGCUUUAAAACCCAGUUCUCAGGGAACUGCUUUCAUCACGUGGUGCUGGGUGUCUAUUACAAUGGUUGCUAUGGAACACUAGGCAUGAGCAGGAGAGAGGACUUGAUGGACAAGCCCUUGACCUUUCGAACUCUCAGUGACCUGUUUUUUGAAUUUGAAGACUCUUACAGAAAGUACCUGCACACUGUGAAAAAGGUGAAGAUUGGCUUGUAUGUAUCCCAUGAUCCACACAGCUUCCAGCAGAUCGAAUGGAAGCAUUUGGUUUUAAACACGGGAAGGAUGAGCAGAGAAGAGACGCGGAAAGAGUUGGAAAAGCAUGCUCGGUACAUGAGAAUGAAGAUUAUAAAGACCUCAGGUUCCCAGUCUCCAGUUAAAGAGCGACAACGGGGAAAAUCAUUAUCACCGUGCCGUCGGCAGAUGAGCCCUCAAAGACGACUUAGCCGAAGAGAUAAAUCACCUGCAAUAACAGAAAAGAAGCCAGCAGAACUCAGCACUUUGAAUGAUGUUGGAUACCAAAUCCGUAUCUAAAGAAGCCAUGGAGUAAAAGCUGGUACUUUUUCAUGAUCUUCAAUGGUGCUCUCUCUUGCACUUUACUUUCCAGCCAUUUGUUGUAACAGGUCAAUGCUAUUUAUGAAGAUUUUGGGCACAUUUUUGUUUGAACUACAGAACCAGAAUUUUAAAAACAAAUGGAACUCUAAUUCAUUCAUCUAAUUUAUAUUUUUAAAAAUGUACAUAGCUCAGCUCCCCAGUUGCAGCACUGUGAUUAGUAUUUCUAUUAUUGAUUUGUAAUUGCCGAGACGUUAUGGUGUGAGCCCGACACAUAAUGCUUGACUGAAAUUCUGAUAGCAGUGCUUCCUCAAUGCUAAAACAGUGGCUAAUACUUGGGGGCUGUAAAUAGGAAUAAGUGAAUAAUUUUAAAGACAAGUAAAGCAAUAGAGAACAGUUGUGGGAAAACGUUUACUACCAGUACUUGAAAUUGCCAAUGGAAGAGAGAAAAAGAAAACCUUCUCCAGAACAACUGUUAAUAAUAAUUUUCCGUGUGGUUUGUAAAUGUUUUAUACAACUUAGAAUCAUGGAAGAAACCAAUAUUUUUUGGGUUAUUUUGUUGGGGGUAAAGACACCAACCAAAUUGACCAGUAUUGCUGAUUUGUACUUUGUUACCUAACAUCAGCCAGACCUGCAGUGUGGGUAAAAUUAUCCUCAACAUUUCUGGGGUCAACAGCAAUUAAGAAUUGGCUCCACUUCUGAUUGUUCUGUAGUGUUUGAAAAUGGAUGGCAUUAUAAGCGAAACAGAUACAGCCUGACUGUAAAGUUAAGUAUUCUCGUGCAGUUGUUACAUUUGUUUACAGAUGAAGAAUGGUCACUUGGCCAUGUAUUUGUACUAGAACACAAGGUUGGAUUUUACAGAGUAUUGUAUUCUCCAAAUCUGCCCUGACUGAAACAUUGCUCAUCAGACCCUACCCAAAAUCCGCACUCCCGCGGUGAUGCAUGGACCAUCCUUAAUUGUCUGAGUAGGACUUCAGCCGCCAUCUAGGAGCAAGUCCCACUAAUAAGGAGCUGCUGGUUGACCUGACAGUCUGAGUAUCCCAGCAGCGUUACAAUUUAAUAGUGGUUGUUACUGCGACAACAAGCAGUCACUGAGAAAGAGGAGCUACAGGCUAGAUAUAAAGGUAAGCCUGGGAUUUUCAACAUUGGUUGCUAGAUCCCUUCAGACAGGGGAUGUGGGGGAAGUGAUGGGCCAGGUUUGAGAGGUCAGGGGUGACAUUUAAAGAAGGUGCAAUCUUGAAGAUAACCCUACUUCCUGCCUGACAGACGCCAGUGAACUUAAAGCUUGAAGACUUCCUGAUUUGCCCUGCCAGAGACAAAGUAGCAGCAGAGGCAAAAUGAAACACUUCAAUGGCUAUUAGUUGACUACUUCAGGUCCUCAGUAGGCCAAAGAGUGGAUGGGCUCCUUGAUACCUCUCUCCCAACCAUAAUAUGGGAGACAGAUUGGGUGUGGAUGGGAAGGCAGUAGGAAGACCAGCUACAUUGUUUUACACUCUCUGUUCAGCCUUCAAAUAUAUUGGAGACGGGAAGUGGAUGGGUGUGGGGAGGAAGGUCUACCAUAAAACUCAAGCAAUGAGACAGUUGAAGCAGUUUUAGAACCAUAGGCAACUAUUUCUGAUGAAACAUCUUUAAUUAAUUAGAACUUUUUACAAUGACUCCCUCACUAAGAUGUGCAGAGAUGAAAGAUCUUGUGAGGAUGAUGGGAAAAAAAAUAAAAUAAGAGGAAAAAAUAUGUUGGUUUUUGCUGAUACACUUUCAGCCCUUCAUUACCCCAAAUGAUUAUGUGGGCUUUUGCUGAUUAAGAAAAUCUGACUGUCUUUGAUCUCAUGAUGAACUUCAGAAAUUGGAAACGCUGUGUUUCACCUGCUGUGAAAGAUCCCAGGGCACUCUGUGUGUAGUUAGGAGCUAUGUGGCAUUAUUAGGUCUUGAAUUCCAUUUUUGCAAUCAACUACUUUUAGUUUGAAUUUCAAACAAAUAUAAUUAUAGUCACAGAAGUCGCUUCUGGUUGAACUAAUAACCCCCUCAUGCACUUGACAGUAAAAAAUGGUCAAGCGAAACAUAUUACUCGACUUGUGAUUAAUAGUUAUUUUCAACAUCAAGCAAAUUUGUACGAUAUUUUGCCAGACUCAGGGCUGAAAUUCUCUGAAAGGCGAUCUUAGUUCUUGUUGCCAGAAUUGCACUCCUACACUGACCUCUGCCAUUGUGCUUCGGCAGAUCACUUGCAUCAAACUGAUUUGGCACUUUGUUGUUGCCUGCUUACCCAUGCAUUGGAAAACGGGCAUGGCAUACUACCCUAGGCUCACAAGCAACCUCAUACCCAACCCUAGCCAUGUCUCCAAUCAAAUAAAACAAUUGGGUCAGUAAAUUUUGUUCUUCAGCAGCCUUUGUCAGACAUCUGGGGUCCUUGGGGAGACUGGUAUGCCUCAUUUCUCUGAUGGUACAUUGGCCAUAGCCAUUCCACUGUAUUUUCUACAUUCUUGCUACAUAUAGAGCCAUAGAAUCACACAGCAUGGAAACAGAUCCAUCAGUGCAACUAAUCCUGCAAUAUUGGAGUUUUCUACUUUCCUUUUAGAAUGUACCUUGCUGGAAUAAAUGAAUUGCCAGAUGCUUUCUUCAUUUUUCAAGGUAGCUAUUGUAAGGGUUCAGUUGGGGAAAGAAGAGCAGUCAAUAUGUAUCUGCAUAAAAGCAAAAAGUUGCGGACUGUAGAAACUUUAUUCUGUCUUAUCUACGAGCUCUGAGUUCAACCUCUCACACUCCAGAUGAACUUCAGUAAUUCUUCUGUAAGAACUUUUUUUGUAACCAUUGAUAGAGAGCAUUGAAUCCUUUUGAAUCAGGUCUACAGAAAAGAGAUAGCAAAGUCCAAAGAUAUGCAGAUUAGGUGGAUUGGACAUGCUAAAUUGCUCAGUGUCCAGGGAUGUGUAGAUUAGGUAGGUUAUAGAGGGACCUGUCUGGAUGGGAUUCUCUGAGGGUCAGUGUGGGCUUGUUGGGGUGAAAGGCCUGUUCCCACACUGUAGGGAUUCUAUUCUAUGAUCUAAGAAUGCUAUCUGACCCAACUAUUCAGCCCCUAAAUUUGGCAAGUCAUUCAGGAGUUGCAUUCAUCUAUAGAAGGCAAAGAUUCAUUAACUUUUAUAUCAAACAUUUCAGAAUUUUAAAUAAAUUAUUCUUAAAUUGUUCUUGUCAUGUAGUUGAGAGCUACUAUAGCUGAUCCUUCUCCAGGUUUUUUGCAAGCGCAGGUUCUAUCUUAUCAUAAAACGCCGUUCUUUGCAUUUUUACUACAUGUGAUUUGAAAGUUUUUAUUGAAGUAUUCUCUAGAAUCCAGAUUGGAUGACUAGUGCGCUAUUUCAUCAGAAAGUUCAGUGAAAAACCUAUUGGGCUGGUCGCUUUUGGACACCAAUGGGAAUCCAGGGAUAAACAGUUAGAGAAGAAUGGCAAAGCAGAAUUGAGGAGUUAUUUGGAUUAUUUUUGAAACUGAGGAACCUUAGGGACACGUUGAAGGCAGAUGAGGAAAGACUGGUGAAAAUGGAGGGGGUCCCAAAUGCCAGUUAUUUUCAAUGUUUGCCUCUGUAAAUGGUCAGUUGCCUUUUCAAGUUGAAGAAACCCGAGGGUAUUUUCAUGUUAUAACUUCAAAAUCCAAAAUUGUAAAUCCUGUGGGGAAGUCAAUGGUAAAGGAUACAAAGCAUCUUCUAUGCAUUGCAGCCUUAAGAAGCUGGCUGUUCUUACAAGCAGCUUAGAAUAAAGGUGUAUGUGUGUGUGUAAAUAUUUCCCAUUUAUGAAAGAGGGCCCCACAGUGCAAGUUACACCACCAUCCAUGAUUUGCGCAAGCAUGUGACAGUGAGGCAUGCUGUAUUUUAUGCACAAUAACUUUCUCUGUAUAACCUGACUAUUGGAAGCCAUACUGUUCAUUCACAUCUCAGUAUUCAACAAUGUUUUCAUAUCCCAUGAAAUUGGACUCCAAAUUUAAGCUGAAAAUUAUUUUAUUUAUACAUGACUUUUCUUUUAAGGUAUCUGUUUAAACAUGAAUAUUGAAAAAAAACCUUUAGAAAAGACAGAAUGCUGUCAACAAGAAAAUUAGUUGGCUUAUGCAGCCUUGGGUAUGAUUAUGGUUAUAUUAAUAAAUUAACAAUUCAGAGAGCGUGGGUUCAAAUAUGACCUUAGUAGUCAAAUCCUGUUUAAAAUAUGAAAUAACCAUAAAGCUAUCUGUUGUAAAAGCUGAACUGCUUCACUAAUGUGCUUUAGGGAAGAAACACAGCUAACCUUAAAUGAUCUAACUUAAAUAUUAGUCAAAUUUCACAGCAAUAUGGUUGAUUCUUAACCGCCCUUUGAAAUUGCCUAAUGAGCCAGACAUCUGUUUCAAAUCGUGCACUGCAGCUAUUCAAGAAGAAAGCAUACUGCCAUCUUAUCAGGAUAUGUAAAAAAUGCCGGUCAUGCCAGCAACGCCCACACCCUCAGAAUGAAUUUUUUAAAGUAUUUAUAGUUUUAAGAGCUACCUUUUAUAAAAGCAGUCUUAAUCAUGAAGGACAGCAAUGUUUCCUCAAUUAAUUUUUCACAAUUGCAUUUAAUGUUUAACCACUUUUAAGUGGUCUUCUACUACUUCAGUGUUGAUAAAAGUAUUUUUAAAAAACACGUCACUUUACCCUGAUCAAAAGCUGCAUUGCAGUAGUGAGCAAGUGGGGCAGUAUCAGAAUUACUGCACUGGGGCUGAGCUAAAAAUGUGAGAACAAACUGUGACACGCACAAGCUCCUCUGAAUUUUUUUAGCAUUUUUUUGAAUGCAAACUUUUUUAUUACUUGAAAUAUUGUGCUUGAAAUCUUUGGCCACAAAUUGAUUUGUUACAAAGUAAUUGUUAACUGACCUUGGCUAAAAUAUUUCUAUUUAUUACACUUGUGAACUGUGUUUUUAAUGAAUAGAAGAAUCAAUGUUGUUUCAGACUUGCAUGUUUUGAUGA